UCAGGUUUUGUAGUUCUGGGGCAGUAGAUCGCGCUACCUCGGAAGUACAAUGUCCUAGUUCAAAAAGGAAGCUACACGUCGCUAGUAUGGCAACAGGCGCGGAUCAAGCGGUGGGGAUGGGGCUGGUGGGCUUCAGCCUUCUACUGUUCACAUAUUACACCAUCUGGGUCAUAGUUCUGCCCUUUGUGGAUAGUGACCAUGUGAUCCACGACUACUUCCUGCCCAGAGAGUACUCUGUGAUUUUACCCGGCGUGGCGGCACUUAUCCUCAUUCUCUUCGUGGGAACCUUCAUAGGAGUGGUGACGUGGAAGAACCGCAAGCCAAAGAAGUCGGAUUAGGGUGCAGAGUUCCUGGGGUGCGGGGUGGAAAGGGGGGGGGGGGUUAUGGGCAGGUAAUGUGAGUAGCAGACCAAAGCACUUUGACCAUUCCAGGAUGCUGCACAAAAACGCAAACUCAGUACAGUCUGAAACCGGUCCUUUAGUGGAUGUCAUUGACAGCUGUACCACAACAGUAAUAACAGACCGUUGUGCUGGCACACAAACUGAGCCAUCCAAUCGCUGUGCGGUACUGUUGCUUGGCAGCAGCACACCUAGGCCAAAUCCAUAAAUACCUUAACACUGGUAAAAAAAUUUCAGAAGCACUCCUGCAGGUUUCAAGAGGAUUUUCAGCAAAAUGUGGUACCCCGCAAAAUGUCCAAAUGUAUGAAACAGUUUUCUUAUGAAUAUUGGGAAAUGUAGAUGUUUAUGUUAAAAUUGGCGGCAUUACACCUGCAGGAAUGUUACUGAUGUCUAAAUGGGUGAAUAAUUUUCAGAAAAAUUUGUGACAUAGGUUUGGGAAGCAGUAGGCCUACAGUCUAUUGGUCAGUUCACACCCUGCAUCCCUCUAUGCCUGUGAGUGAUGUUUUAAGUGCAGUGUAAAUAACUCAUGCACCUUAGCAUACUUGCAAACCUUUAGUUCAGCGUUUAUAGGAAAGCUGCAUGGAGUUGCACAGUGCUUUAAAUACUGCAUAGUUUCCUAGCACAGGAACCUGACACCUGAGAACCCAGAGUAUACAAUGACUGUAUUUGAACUCGCUUUCAACGCCCUUGUAAUCCGGCUGUGAUGAUGUUCAGGGAGAUAGCUGCAAUAGUCAGAUUGUAAAUAUUUAUUUUUGCAACAUUUGCAAAGCUAAAAAAAACCACACAUUCACACACAUUGAUCUGUUGUCUCACAUUUGCAAAAUUGUAAAAAUGCUGUAAGAACUGGUUGUAAAAUAUCUGAAUAAAAAUUUUGCACAAAAGCAAGAAGGGAUUUGGAGAGAUUCCCCAAAAAUAGGCUGUGGUGUAAAUUAGCAUGACCCGCUGUUUCAAAUUCAUUGUUCAGAAUUUUGCACAGAUGGCAAUAAAGUAAUUGUUUACAACAUCUGAAAUGAAUAUAGUUUUGUAUUUUCAUGUACACUGUGUAUGAAGAGUAAUUGAAUGAAUGAAUAAAUACAUACCAGAAUU
Molecule: messenger RNA, 1484 nt
Organism: Anguilla anguilla (European eel)
Lineage: Eukaryota; Metazoa; Chordata; Actinopteri; Anguilliformes; Anguillidae
Gene: dpm2
Product: dolichyl-phosphate mannosyltransferase subunit 2, regulatory
Exons: 4
Coding region: 87-338 (83 amino acids)
Biological process (GO): GPI anchor biosynthetic process
Cellular component (GO): dolichol-phosphate-mannose synthase complex; endoplasmic reticulum membrane
Molecular function (GO): enzyme regulator activity
Source: RefSeq, a predicted model, not a curated record